This is a messenger RNA of Helobdella robusta, 672 nucleotides long. RefSeq lists its product as hypothetical. NCBI's taxonomy places the organism in Eukaryota, Metazoa, Annelida, Clitellata, Rhynchobdellida, Glossiphoniidae. Gene Ontology annotation, molecular function: catalytic activity. The transcript has 2 exons. The coding region runs from base 1 to 672 and encodes 223 amino acids. The record is from RefSeq and is a predicted model, not a curated record.
AUGUCACCUGGCUAUCAGUUUGUAGACCGUUUAAGAUUGCACGACCCACACCAUGGAGGUUUAAUCAUUUUUUUCCGAUCAAUUUUUAGAUAUAAAAAGAUCACUCUGCCACUGGUUACUGCUUUCGAGGUUCUGGCGGUGAAACUUAAAAUUAAUGAAUUAGAUUAUAUCCUACUGGCAAUUUACAGACCUGGAUCUGAACAAUUAACGACAUCAUUUUUUGAUGAACUGAUUUCGGUCUUAGAAUGUGUUACAAUCAUUAGUUCCCGUAUUUUGUUAGCGGGAGAUUUUAACAUUCACACGGAGAAGUCGAACAAUCCAAACGUUGUUAAUUUACGUGAAAUAUUUGAAAUGUUUCAGUUGAUCAACCACAUAGAUGAACCAACGCAUAUUCUAGGAGGAACGCUCGAUCUGAUUGUGACGUCACACAAUAUAGCGGUCAGUGAAGCAAAGGUUUAUCCUAGUGGAAUCUAUUCUGAUCAUGGUUUGGUACAGGCUUUCAAACAUUUCACGCACUCAAAACACUCCGUUCACAUGGUCUCAGAGGCAUCAAAUUAUUCGACAUCACCGAAUCACUCAUCAUCUUACGCAUCAAAUAUGCAGCUCCCUCCUGGUCUGGUUUUGCCACGCAACAACAACUUCAGCAGCUACAAUCUCUCAUCAAAAAACUAA